AUGAAUGGUGGAUUUUGCCUGAACCUCAAUAAGAAGUCGAAAAAUGGCCAAAAGGAUGCUAAGAAACGGAAGAGACAGAAUGUCUUCGGUGGAGAUGAAGGUGCAGGAGGUAAGGCUAAGAUCAGUAUAACACAUGUCGAAGAGUUUAAGGAAAAGAAACCCAAACAGUUGGUUAUUAAGGCUAAGAGGCUAGUAUCAACAUUAGCGGAGGCACUGGAUGUAAAAGAAGAGACUGAAGUUAAAUUUGGAUUAAUAAAUUCGACAGAUGAUGAUCAAGAACUGCCAAACGAUAAGUCGGUUACUAGAGAACGUCUGACAAAUUCAGAAAGCCGAUGGUUAAGUAAUAUUCCUGAGACCACAACUGAAGAAGAAUAUGAAGCAGUUCCAGUUGAAGAUUUUGGGAAAGCAAUGUUGAGAGGAAUGGGAUGGGAUAGCGAUGAGGAAGAUGAUUCCAAUGAACAGAAAAAGAUUAAACUGCCGCAUGAGGAAGCUAGGCCACUUUUCAUGGGAAUCGGUGCCAAAGCACAUUCUAAAGGUCGGGAACCCAGUCAUACCCCGGACGACUCUUUCCUGCCGAUCGUCAGGGUCAUAAGAGAUCAGGCGAGCGAGCGAACUCUUGAAUGA
Messenger RNA from Torulaspora delbrueckii, 624 nucleotides. It is a transcript of the gene SPP2, whose product is annotated as spliceosome ATPase-activating subunit SPP2. Lineage: Eukaryota; Fungi; Ascomycota; Saccharomycetes; Saccharomycetales; Saccharomycetaceae. The coding region runs from base 1 to 624 and encodes 207 amino acids. The record is from RefSeq and is a predicted model, not a curated record. Gene Ontology annotation, biological process: mRNA splicing, via spliceosome. Gene Ontology annotation, cellular component: spliceosomal complex. The transcript has a single exon.